This is a messenger RNA of Wallemia ichthyophaga EXF-994, 1182 nucleotides long. RefSeq names its product Calcium/calmodulin-dependent protein kinase. The transcript has 7 exons. Gene Ontology annotation, biological process: protein phosphorylation; cellular response to oxidative stress. Gene Ontology annotation, molecular function: calcium/calmodulin-dependent protein kinase activity; ATP binding. NCBI's taxonomy places the organism in Eukaryota, Fungi, Basidiomycota, Wallemiomycetes, Wallemiales, Wallemiaceae. The record is from RefSeq and is a predicted model, not a curated record. The coding region runs from base 1 to 1182 and encodes 393 amino acids.
AUGGGUUUUUUAAGGGACACAUUGCUGCCACAACCAGAAUCUUAUUACAAGAAGAAGAGCUACAAUUUUGGUGAAGUUUUAGGAGAAGGUGCAUUUGGAAAGGUCGUACGAGCCGAGUGGGAUAACCAUCCAGAUGGAAAGCAGGACGUUGCCGUUAAAGUGAUUUCCAAGAAAAAGGCUCAGGGGAAUGAGAGUGCCAUAUUUGAUGAGACUAAUCUACUCAAACAUCUUAAUCAUCCCAAUAUCGUUUCUUUCUACGAGUGGUAUGAAUCGAGAGACACUUGGUACCUCAGUUUCCAACUUGCCACUGGCGGUGAGCUAUUUGAUAGAAUCGCUCGUAAGGGAAGGUUUACCGAGAAAAACGCUGCGACCGUUAUCAUGUCUAUUGUCGAUGCUACUGCAUAUAUGCACUCAAAUAAUGUCGUGCAUCGCGAUAUAAAACCUGAAAAUAUUCUCUACAAAAGUAAAGAUGCUGGCUCUGGCGUUGUUAUUGCCGAUUUUGGUAUUUCUCAGCGUUUAGACAGUCAUAACGCUCAAAUUACCUCACUUGCUGGCUCUGUCGGUUAUGCUGCUCCAGAGAUACUCAACAACGAUGCUCACAGUAAGCCUGUUGACCUCUGGGCCAUCGGUGUCGUCACUUAUGUCUUAUUAUGUGGUUACUCUCCCUUCCGUUCUGAAGAACUGAGUGAGUUGAUUAAAGAAACUAACAGAGGAAAGAUUGAGUUCCACGAAAGAUACUGGUCUAAAGUCAGCGAUCAUGCAAAGGACUUUGUUAAAGCUCUGUUGCAACCCGACCCAUCCAAAAGACUCACAGCUGAGCAAGCGCUCAACCACCAGUGGUUCAAAGAUCAAAAUCUCUCUGAACACGAUGUGAGUGAAGGUUUGCGGGAUGCAUUCAACAGUCGCGAGAAAUGGAGAAGCGCUAUUAGAGCAGUUACGGCCAUGUCUAGAUUUAGCAAGCUGGGUCAAAACGCUUCUGAAAGAGCUCAAGAAAAUUCCGAUGCGCAGAAUGGCUCUAUUGUCUCUCAAGAUUCUCAAGACUUCAAGAAAUUCGACUUCAGUUCUGAUCGUUCCUUGGACGCUUCAGUAGCAGCCAACGCAGCCAAUAGCAAACCUGCCAGUGAAGUCCACGAGGCAAAUGUGUCGGAUUAUGAAAGUGCCAGUGAGGAUUUUGCGACAUAA